Molecule: messenger RNA, 1389 nt
Organism: Rotaria socialis
Lineage: Eukaryota; Metazoa; Rotifera; Eurotatoria; Philodinida; Philodinidae
Source: the annotation of a GenBank genome assembly
AUGGCACGGAUAUCCUCAGAUGUAUCACUCUUAAUUCAAUCUACGCCUUCGUUAUCGUCAAUAUCGUUCCCAUUAUAUCGACGUCGUUUUUAUGUUCUGUUUGUCUUUGGUUUUCUUGCGUUCAAUCAAUACCUUUUCUGGUUAACAUUUUCUCCAAUCUCACAGAGUACUCAAGCUUAUUAUCAUAUAACAGAGAGUACUAUUAAUUUACUUCUCAACUGGGGAUCAAUUAUCUUCAUUCCAUGUUUACCAUUAACCUACGUUCUAUUGAACAAACCACAUGGACUUCGAAAAUGUGUCAUAAUACUUGCCAUCACAGAUUUGCUGGCGACAAUACUUCGCAUUGUGCCAUCAAUGAUUGUAUCGCCUUCAAAUGAUAAUUUUACUUCUGUCUCCCUUUUCUUCAUACAUGUUGGACAAAUAUUAAAUGCUGCAUGUGGACCUUUGGUUAUGGCACCUGUUUCGCAACUCUCAUGUAUUUGGUUUGGAACCAAUGAGAGAACUCGCGCCACAACGUUCGCAAUCGUUGCGCCUAGUUUCGGCUCAACCAUCGGUUUUCUAAUCAGUCCUUGGAUUGUGAACACACCUGAACGUGUUCCUCAACUUCUGUAUAUACACUUGAGUCUUGCUUUGGUUCCUUGUGUACUGAUAAUGAUAUAUUUUCCAGCACAACCACCAAGAGCUCCGUCACCUGCUGCUCAGUCGCUUAUUGACGGUUCGAUACACGAGUCUAAUAUUGAUUCAUUGAAAACAUACAUGAAAAAUCUUAGACAGUGUUUUACCACACCCUCAUUUCUACUUCUUUGUUCUGUGGGAGGUCUUUUAGGUGGCGCUUUUUCGGCAUGGACAAGUCUCUUUGCUAAUAUUCUAGCACUGGAGAAUUUCACGGAAAGACAAUCAGGUUGGUUUGGUUUCGGUGCAUCAUUAGCCGCUAUUACAGGUGGUUUGUGUGUGAGCACUCUGGCCGAUACGCGCUACUUUCGUCGUUCGUUCAAAUCUUUAAUUAUUACCAUGACUAUUGGUUUUUUCAUUGCUCUCGUAUGGUUCGAUUUGUUGAUUCGCACUGUUUUCUAUGAUGAACCAAUUUUAAAACCCACUGUUACUACGGUCAUUGUGUCAGUGACACUGGCUGGACUCUUUCAAGGUUCCGCCGCGCCACUAGUAUAUGAAGCUCUAGCUGAAAUCAUGUUUCCUUUACCUGAAUCACUAUCUGCAUCGGUUUUGGUUCAGUUUGCCAAUAUUGCAGUGCUUAUUCUACUUCUUAUUCCACCAAGCUUGUACCAAUGGAUGAAUUUACUGGUGCUUGCUGCCAUUGGUAGCUGUAUUCUUAUGAUGGGAUUUGUACAUAUCGAAUACAAGAGACGAAAUGAAGAUGAAAGGAAACAAUAA